Molecule: messenger RNA, 2279 nt
Organism: Ctenopharyngodon idella (grass carp)
Lineage: Eukaryota; Metazoa; Chordata; Actinopteri; Cypriniformes; Xenocyprididae
Gene: calb1
Product: calbindin 1
Exons: 10
Coding region: 628-1317 (229 amino acids)
Biological process (GO): regulation of long-term synaptic potentiation; regulation of presynaptic cytosolic calcium ion concentration
Cellular component (GO): nucleus; dendrite; terminal bouton
Molecular function (GO): calcium ion binding
Source: RefSeq, a predicted model, not a curated record
CAACUACGCAAUAUGCUUACAAAAUCUUUAACACAUUUUAAAUAAUAUUUGAAUAAAGAGUUGAAGAUGUCAAUUUUCCUAGGCUGGACAUCAAUUCUUCUUCUUUUUUUUUUUUUUCUUUUUUUUAAAUGACCCUAUGUCUAAUGCAGUGGGAACAUUUUAUUUUAGUAUACACUUGAUUUUAAAGUCUGCAGUACGCCAGUGCAAUGUCCUCUCAGAGAUGCCUGCUUGAGGAUAUGCUUUCAUUUGUUUCAGCCACCCUAUUGAUUCUCACUGAAUCUAAGACAUGUAACUCUUGGUAAACCCGCAAAAGUUUAGAAAGCUUGGUGGGUUGCAUUUUAUUGGCAUAUCAAGAGAAUGGGACAAACUCUGGAGUCUGGGGUCCAACUUUCAUCAGAAACAUUACCACAUCAUGUGAAUGAACUGUGGUGUUUCACAUUAUUUUACUGAUUUUUGCACAGUCACCCGCUCUGCAUCCUAUGCCAAGAUGGGAAGGCUUUUUUGAAGAAUGAGAACUCUGCUCAUCUGUAUCAAAAGCAGUAUGAAAACACAAUCAGCAUUGUGCAAUGAGGGCUGAAGAUAGCAGCAUAUCCCAUCUGUCUGUGUGUUAUUUGUUCUUACACAUCAAUGGCUUUUAGAAGGCAGAAGAAAUGUUUUGUAACAGCCGGAAGCUUGACUGUAACCAGUGAAGAACUAACAGACAAAAUGAAGGCCUUUGUAGAGAAAUAUGAGCAAAAAACUGAUGGGAAGAUAGGUAUCAUUGAGCUGGUUCAAAUACUACCCACAGAGGAAAACUUCUUGCUAUUUUUCAGACAACAGCUGAAGUCUUGUGCAGAAUUCAUGGAGGCCUGGAGAAAUUAUGAUGCUGAUCACAGUGGAUACAUUGAAGCUGAUGAACUUAAGAACUUUUUGAAAGAUCUGCUUCAGAGGGCUAAAAAACCAUAUGAUGAGAAGAAAUUAGAGGAGUACACACUGACUACGCUGAAAAUUUUUGAUUCAAAUAAAGAUGGGAAAUUAUGUCUGUCAGAAAUGGCACGGCUGUUACCAGACCAGGAAAACUUUCUACUAAAAUUUCAGGGGGUAAAAAUGGCCAGAAAAGAGUUCAACAAGAUUUUUGAGUUGUAUGAUCAGGACAGGAACGGCUACAUGGAUGAAAAUGAGCUUGAUGCCCUCCUCAAAGACCUUUGUGAGAAGAACAACAAGGUCCUGGAAGUCAACAAAAUCCCAACGUAUAAGAGCGCCAUCAUGGCUCUGUCUGACGGAGGAAAGCUCUACAGAACAGAGCUGGCGCUGGUGUUGUGUGCAGAGGAGAUGUGAACGCCUCCAUCUGUACUCACACCAUCUCAGAACCCUGUCCCCAGCUCACCUGUGAUGUGUAAUGUAGCUAGAACCUUCUUACGUUCUUUCAUUUUGAACAUGGAUUUCACAUAGGCAGGCAACCAGUGGCACAUACUUUUCAAUUUGUCGUUUCUAUACGGUUUCUAAAUGUACAGAUUUUUUAACAAUGACACGCGUACAAUACUUAUAACCUUCACUGCAUAGAUAAACACUACAUUUCCCUCAACAUGAGGAAGCCCCAAAAGCUACCAAAUCCCCAUCCUGAUUUCAAAAUCCAAAAUAUUCACCAAUACCUAUUCAGCAAAUAUAACAAGUAAUGAUUUAUCUUACAAUAUCAUAGACAAAAGCAAUAAUGUCCUCAAGGAAUGCUGAUGAAACAUGGCCUGUUGGUGGGAUCUAUGUAAAAUUCCAAAAGGCUACAUUUACUUUUGCGAUGCAUGUUUAUACUGUAGCUGACGGCAGGCCCUGCUAGUGGGGUAUUUUUGACUGCAAGCACAUGCCGAAUGUAAUGCAUCGCCCCAGUCCUGUCUUUAAUGUUAGAUUUUGCACUGUAAAGAAUGACAUGCUCCUCUAUGCUGAACACCACAGACACUGUGUAAGAUGAUAUUAAACUUAUUGAAUGACUACUUGCAUCCAGUUGUGUGUAAUAUAUCCCUCAGUCCCUAGAGAUUAGCUUGAAAUUAAUAAGUAAUAAAGCCCUCAUAUGUAUGACUAAGUUUUUCCCAAUACAGUGAAAGUCUAUUUAAUUGUAUGGACAUAAACAGUUGAAACAUUCUUCUAAAUAUCUUCUUUUGUGUUUCACAGUAGAAAGUACGUUAGGUAUGGAACAAUAUGAGUAAAUGAUGAAGAUCUCAAGGAGCUCAUUGUGUGGUUUGGUCCAACAUAUUCACAGCAUGGCAAAUGUUAGAUUGUUCAGUAAAUAAAAUCAUACUCAAAUUGAA